UAAUCCUGAACCGAGACCGAUAAGGGGAGCGGGCUUUCUCCAUUCUCUUCCUUUCUCCAGUCCGUGGCGCGGGUCCACUCAACAUUUCGUUUCUUUUAUGUUUAAUUAUUUUUUGAAAAUAUUCUUCAUCUGGCGAACAACUGCGAAAGCUCCGAGUCUGGUAAAGUUUAUUUCCCGGUGAAUAAUUCUUCCAUCUGGGGACUCCAGAGCCUCCCGUCUUCACCCACAGCGCUGUGGGGUUUCCGAGCAGGAACAGAACUUUUCAAAUGCAAAACUACAUGUAUGAGAAAGCGAUGGCCCAAGAGACAAGGAACGGAGGAACCUCGACGUUGAACAACAAUGGUGUUGACAACAGAAACAGGAAAGUGCUCGUUGUGCUCGACAUCUUCUGUCUCCUGCUCGCCAUGCUGCCGAGCCUGGUUCUGCAUCGUUCUUCUGUUCAUCCAUACCAGAGGGGUUUUUACUGCAGUGACUCCAGCCUGAACUACCCCUACAAGAGCAGCACCGUACCCUCUUCAGUGCUCAUUUCUGUUGGCAUGACACUACCCAUGGUGUCUAUUGUGAUUGGAGAGUGCUACAGGAUUCAUCAGCUACAAGAGGGAACCACGUCGUUUGUUGGGAAUCCUUACGUUGCGGCUCUCUACAAACAGAUAGGCGUGUUCCUCUUCGGCUCUGCCGUUAGCCAGUCAUUCACAGACAUUGCCAAAGUGUCGGUGGGUCGGAUGAGACCCCACUUCUUAGACGUGUGCAGGCCGGACUUUUCCACCAUCAACUGUUCGCUGGGAUACAUCACCAACUAUACCUGCAGAGGUGAAGAGAGUCAAGUACAGGAAGCCAGGAAAUCCUUCUUCUCUGGACACGCCUCCUUCUCCCUGUACACUAUGCUGUAUCUGGCUUUUUACAUCCAGUCCAGGUUUACUUGGCGCGGCGCUCGUCUUCUCCGCCCGUUGCUUCAGUUCACUUUGUUGAUGAUGGCCUUCUACACGGGCUUGUCACGUGUAUCCGACCAUAAGCACCAUCCGACUGAUGUCCUGGCGGGCUUUGUGCAGGGAGCCCUGGUGGCCUACUGCAUAGUGUUCUACGUGUCGGACCUGUUCAAGCCCAGGGCGAAGCCAUCCACGCCUCCGCCCUCCCCGAUCAAGAAGGAGCUGCUCUCUUCAUCCGACAUCAUUGACAGGAACAACCAUCACAACAUGGUGUGAGGGAGGCAGCCCUGUCUCUCCCAUGACAGAGGAGCCAAUCACCUCCCCUGAUGCAUCCACCCCCCACCCCCCCAUCGGACAGUAGAAUGUAGCGACAAGAGACUGUAGCUGCUUGUUAGAUGGCAUCCUCCUCUCCUUCGUCUGCAGGGCCCAUCGGGAUACUUCUGUGGACUAACCAGGGUGUCAGAUUUGAGAUUUGCACAGCAGAGUCCACUCUCACUAUCCAGACGUAUUACCAGUCGAUAAAUACUAACCACCAUUCGAGCCCAUUUAUUUGUGCACAAGCGGAAAAGAAUUGGAGAGCUGAAGGUAAAUGAAUGAAGAAAACUAAUGACUUGACAGGCAGAGUUGGAGGUGCUGGGGUUUGAUAGAAGAUGCUCCACGUGAAGGAAAAUCAAUGGAGCCAAAAAAGAUUCAAUUUGAAGAAGAAAAAAGAUAAACCCCUUGCCUGAAGAGAGAGGAUGCGUUCCUCUCUGAACUCUCUGUGGCCUUCGAUCACUGUGGGACAACAACUUCCUUUAGUUAGGGAAGGAUUUUACUGCAAUAAGUAGCAGCAACAAAUAUUAGCAAGAUAGAAAUGUGUAACUUACAGCACUGUUUCAACUACAUUAUCCAUUAUCACCACUUGCUGCCUGAGACGUUUGACUGAAAAAGAGAAAUUCUUGACACUUCUGAACACACGAGACAAAAACAUCUAAGACAGUAAAACCCAGAAUGACAAGGCACUGCUCCACUUUGGCCUUUAAACAGAAUCAACACCCUGCAGCCUUAAAUAUGUUCAUCUCCAUGUCAGUGUGUCAAGCUUUUUGCAGUGGACUUCCAGUGCAGCCUAAACGGGAUGUUGCAGUUCUUGACGUUAGAAGUAAUGAAGGGGGGGAAAUGGUCUGUUGAGGAAGGGAGGCAGACUAUCCCAGCACCUGCACAGGAGGUGAGGCUGUGCCACACCUCUAACAGGAGCCAGAGCCAUCUGUCUGGAUUCCUGAAUGACAGGAAGUGGGACGGAGUGAGAGGUCUGUCACCACAGGGAGAGAGUAAGGAUUUACAGCCAAGCUGGCACAUUUUUUGGGGGAUGAUUUGAGCUCUUUCCGCUGGCUGGGAGGGGCUCUAAGCCACCCAAUCCCUCAAUGGCAAUGGAUGUGUGUCUCUCAAUGUGUGUGUGUGUGUGCGUGUUUGUGUGAUAUGUUUGCAUCGCUGUGCCCUGUGAACAGGAACCCCCCUCUUGAUUAGAUGUGUGUGUGUGUGUGUGUGUGCGUGCGUGCGUGCGUGUGUGUGUGUGUGUGUGCGUCAGAAAGCGUCAGAGCAGGUGAACCUUAUAAAAACUGUGGAUCUAAUGCUUUUAGCCUCUACCCUUGCAUGUUGAUAGGCUGUCUCGUCGAAUCACUAACCGUUCUGCAGCAGAGGACUUGCAGCCUUCUCAGAUCCUCUCACCCAACAACACACGCCACCAUGUUGCACAUCUUUUCUGCCGUAUAGUCCGUCCUAUCAUUUCACAAAGCCGUUUCACUCUUUUUUUAUAAAUAUAUAAAUAAUGUAUAGAUCACUAAAAAAUUAACUCUGUAAAAUAUUGUUUCUUAACGUGUUUACAUAUUAUCCACUAUGAUUACAGACCUGUGUUCUUUAUAAAAUGCUGCUUAAAAGCAUCCGUUGACAGAUUUUUUUGUAUCUAGAUGAGUUAUUGUAGAUUGUAAUAGUUGCAUUUGUAUUUGCAUUUAAGAAAUACAACCUGAAAUAUAUGAAAUUCAACAUUAGUAUUUUUGUAUUGUCUCAUUUUUUUGUACAAAAGAAAUGAUAGUUAUGCUGUUUUUUCCUGCUAAACAUACGUGGCUCCAUUUUAUGUGCUUUUAAAUAAAAAGCUCAUUAUGAACUCA
Molecule: messenger RNA, 3070 nt
Organism: Nothobranchius furzeri (turquoise killifish)
Lineage: Eukaryota; Metazoa; Chordata; Actinopteri; Cyprinodontiformes; Nothobranchiidae
Gene: plpp3
Product: phospholipid phosphatase 3
Biological process (GO): signal transduction; phospholipid metabolic process; phospholipid dephosphorylation
Cellular component (GO): plasma membrane
Molecular function (GO): phosphatidate phosphatase activity
Source: RefSeq, a predicted model, not a curated record